Molecule: messenger RNA, 4133 nt
Organism: Oryzias melastigma (Indian medaka)
Lineage: Eukaryota; Metazoa; Chordata; Actinopteri; Beloniformes; Adrianichthyidae
Product: fidgetin-like protein 2
Exons: 3
Coding region: 735-1886 (383 amino acids)
Source: RefSeq, a predicted model, not a curated record
GUUUCAGCUUUCCAACCAUCCUCAGAUCAAUCCACCGGAUCAAUAGAAGUCACUGACCAGAACGGGGUUCUAAUGUGAUCAGUGAAGGAGAAAAUUCAGAAUCUUCCACUCACAUGUGUCCGUUCAUCAUGCUGCACGGCGGCAGUCAUGCAGAUGGGAUUCACACCGAUGCAGCCGUGCACAGCCGUGCACAGCCGUGCACAGACGUGCACAGAUACAGCAGAGGGAAGCCGAUCCGUGUGUGGACGGCGUGAUUGGUCACUUUUUCCCUCUCCUCUCUACCUUCCUGCUGAAUAGUUUGAACAAAAGGGAGAGAGAGGGGUGGGGAGGGUGUGCUGGUUGGGGGAGGGGAUGUGCAUGCAUGUGUGUGCACGUGCACGUGUGUUUGUGCAUGUGCUCUGUUGUCACCAGGCCAGUUGAAAGGGGGAGGGAACAGCGAGUCAGAGGGAGUGGAGGAGGACAGGAUAGGGUUCCAGAGGAGAAACCGAGACCCCUUCAAACGCAGCCAGGAUCACUGCAGGACCCCCCCCCCAUGUUUGUGGGAUAGUGGAUUAUUUUCCUGUGUACAGGUACUUACUGAGCACGUGCAGACAUGAUCAGGUUGCAGCAUGUUGAGGUGGUAGAAUGAAACAUGGAGCUCCACAUCAGUGAAGCCAGCGUCCAUCCGGGCCCCGUGGCAUGCAGCUGAGCCCUCGCUAAGGGAGCCGUCCUUUCCUCUGCACUGGGGCUGCAGAAUGCUCAGUCUUGUCGCCCCAUACAGUCUGUUGAAGAUGCACUGGUCCCCUGAGCACGCUGUCCCUUUACCUCAGUGGCCCGAGCAGCACCUGGAUGUCACCUCUACCACCUCACCCCCGUCUGUCUACAAACACGAGCCCUACACUAACGCUUCCCGCUGCACCUACACGUCUUCAGGUUAUCCUUGGGCCAGUGACGACAUAUCUGCUCUCACGGCUUCAUCUCUGCUGAAACGCUAUGCUGAAAAGUACUCAGGGCUGGAGCUGUCCUACGAGCGUCCUGUCACAGGGGGCUAUGCAGAGUCUGGAACUUUCCUAAAAACCGAGACAGAGCCUUGGUCUCUGGGUCAGGGCUUAGAGUGUUAUCCUGGACUGGAGGCAGGAGGCACCAAGGUGGGGUCUGGCUCUGUAGGAAUCCCAGCCACAGGAAGUGUAACUGUAGUCAGCAACAAUUUGUCUUCUGAGCCUGGAUAUACAGCCACUGGCUCCUGCAAUGCCCCACCAUCUCAGGAAUACCCUCCUGCCUACAACAGCACCUACCUGUCCUCAGGAUACUGCCCUCAGCCAAGUGCAGCACUUCCACCUGCCCCUCUUCACUCUCUGCAGGUCUCAACUGCCUUAGUGCCAACAUACAGCACCAGCACUCCCGUCUACAACUACCCCCCAGGCUGCUACCCUCAAACCAGCCUGUCCUCAGCGUACAACCACCCCAGUGCCUCUUAUCUACCCUCUGGAAUUAGUGCUCCUCUGGCCCCAAGGCCAACAGUGGUAGGGGGAAGUUACAGCUACCCAUCCAACAACCUUGGAGGUAGCUCUGAUGUUGGGGUACCACUGAAGCGUAAGGCCUUUGAGAUGACGGAGGGCGAACAAGAGGACGCCAAAAUGGAGGUAUCCCGUUACAGAAAGUAUGGCAGCAGUCAGAGUAAAGGUAACGGACACGGCAACAGCGGCUCGGCUUCAGACCCAGAGCCCUACAAAUCUGUCAAGCCCCUCAUAUCGCCCCCUUAUGGCAGCGUGGGAGACUACAGCCCACCCCCAGGCCUGGCAGGGGAGAGUGUAUCAGGGGAACACACCUUUCCUCAACAGCAGAGAAUGUCUAUGAAAUUACCUGCUGGCCACUCUCAAGCCGAGGAUCCUGCUGGUGGGCGUUGACAGCUCCAUCAGACGGUGGAGAGGAUGCCAUGCUCCCUUCAAACAGCUGCCGUUCUUUGACCACAGAGACUUGGGAACAGCAAAAGUGUAGUUUUCUAGACAAACACAAGAGGGCACAUGACUGGUAUCUCUGUAUGCAUGAUCAACACUUUUCCAAAGAUUCAUGGAGCAUUUUAGCCUCCAAACUGAGUUAAGUCUUAGAAUUCAGGUCCAGGUAUUUUCUGCAUAAAUAUCAGAAAGAAUUUAAAUGUCUGUUUCUCUCAGGAUCCUAUUUAUUUCCUUUCUGCUACUGUGGCAGCUGCUCCUGGCUUCUUGAUUGGUAGAUGCAAUUAUUUGUGGCCAUAAUAUGCGCAUGAAGGCCUUUGACUGCAAUAUUCUCUAGAUAAAAUCCUUACCGACCAAAAAGUAAAUAGAGCAAUAACUAAAACGGUGAGAUUUCAGUACAAUCACGGCUACACUGCUGGCUGCAAGGCGAGGUGCACAACUUUGCCUUGACAGGUGAAUGUUUUCUUCUCUUUUUUAAUAUUCUCGUCUUUAUUUCAUUCUUGGCUGAUUUCUAUCCCAUCAUUUUUUUCUGCUCUUUGAUUUUUUUCUACUUUAUACAUAUCAAAAUGCUGGUUGCAUGGCAGAGUACACCAAGUCGCCCUUUAAAUUCAAAUUCUUUUCAAUGUAAUGUAAAGGAGAGAAAUUAGAUUUUAUCUUUUAUUUGGAAAAUUAAAGUUUAGCAUUUACAAAAUGACCUUAUGCGGGUUUAUGCAAAUCAUCUUGGAAGAGUGUUGUUUGCAUGACCAUGUCUGCUAAAGUUUCUUUGAAUAAUAUAAUGUAACCGGGUUCAGACGAAGCCUUUUCUCAAUGAUACACUUAAGUGUCUGCCUUGAAACUGAGAGGUUGUGGGUUCAAAUCUACAGUUGGGUCAUACCAAAAGACUCUAAGGAGGGGACCCAGUGCCUCCCUGCUUGGGUUGGAUUUGGGAUCAAAGCACCCGACGAUUCCCGACUGCAGCUCUCGCCCCCCCCAGUGGACGGGUCAAUGCAAAGACACAUACCCAGCAAUUAACGGACUUUAUUAAUGAUAUGAAUUGGACUUUAUUACUAAUGAGAUUCAGAGUUUUGUUCUUUAAAAAAUGUGUUUGCUUAUUAUUUUUAAGUAUUCUUUCUUUUCCUUUUUCUUCUCAGAAGAAUGAUUUAUAGUCAUGUUAUUAAAUACUCAGGAAGAACAUUGUUACCUCUCAAUGAUAAAAUAUGAAUGUAUUAAAUGACCGUGUAAUGUUGGUAGAGAGCUUUAUGGAGCAGUUUUUGGCUGAAACUUCAGGGAAACGACGGACCUACGACGGCACGGAGCGAAACUGACACCUGAUCGGACAGUUUCAGCGCCGGGCCGGAGAUGAUGAAUGUGAUUCAGUUUAUUUGUUGUUGUUUAUAGACAUUACAUGCUGCAGUGUACAUUUUUAGAUCUAUGAUCCUUUUUUUUCAUGUAAAGAUGUGCAGGUUUGGUGGGAUGAUGAAUUGACAUGUGAAGUGUUAGUCUAGUUUGUGUUGGUGCAGGAAAACACUCCUGAUGACACUUUAGCAAAUCAGCAGCAGAGCGCCAUGUUGGUCAAACGUCUUAACAGAGAAUUCUCUUCACACGUUUGAAUAACUAGUUUGAUAAAUGUUUUUCUUCAGUUCAGACACAAAGAGGAACCGCGAUGAUAGAAAAACCUCGUCAUGGUUUGCUAGUUCCAUGAUGUUGGACCAUCACAACUGUGCCAUGCUUUGUUGCUUUUACUACUAGACCUUUUAGGAAAACCAAAAACCUGGAAGCGAAUGAAGAGAGUGAAGCAUCCAUACAGAAAAUGAUGCUUCUAUAGAGUUUUUAGAAUAAACUCUUUACAAGGAAAGCUUUAAGAGUCCCAAAGACGAAACAUGUUCAAGCCAAAAACAAAACUUCUAUUUUUCAUCUGAAUACAAACACUGUAAGUGAGACUGUGUGAAGGAUUUAAAACAUGAUUUUGAUGCAAUCUUUGUGGAUGGGUUGUACAUUUGUCAUGUCUUACAUUCUCUGGAACCAUUUCUACCUCAUUUUAUAGACCUCAGAUGUGGAAGUAUUUAUUUCCUGUCAUUUUCACAUGCAGUUUGCAGAGCAAUGUUCAUGUUCUUGACCUGUUAUAUUCUACCUCACUUUUAUGUCGCUGAAAUGAAUGAAGAUCUACAUAAAAAGAAGCAUAUUUGUCUUUUUGUUUGAAUAAAACUGACAUCUGCAAUACAG